UGUGGAGCAAGACACUGUGGGAUGACUUUAAUAUCAGGAGUUCUCUGGUACCGCUGAAGAUAAACGACCUAUAUUUUAAGAUAACGGAAAACCGCAGAACAUGGGAAUGGUCAGAUUGAUUUCGCACUAAUUCUACUUGCCUCAGAAGGGUUUGGCGGGAAGUCAGCUCGCUAUUUUGAGGUGAAGUAAGCUUACUUUGCAAAAUGACAGAGGAAUUUAUGUUCGUAUAGAUCACCUCGAAGCUCUACGAUUUCAACAUGACAAGUAAACUCAUGCAGCUAAUCGAAACACGGACCAAGCGGCCGGUUUUUGAUGAAUCAGAGUUAAAAGUUAGCUCGCACUGGAAACUUAUCAAGACAGCAAUCAAACAAGAACAUGGCGACGACCCCAAGAAACUGGAUGAAAAACAGGCUCGAAAUGUCGGGCACGGCGUCCAUCCAGUCAGUUCUUUGGAGUCCGAGGAAGACCUUUCUUUUGUAACUUUCAACUCUUUCAAUGAUAACUUCGUUGGGAUCGACUGCGAGGGUAAAGCGUCUGUGUUUUUGAGAACCGGUUACAGAGAAGAUAUCAACAGCAAAAUCCUAAGAGAUCCCAUUUGUGGGAUAGUGUAUGCAAGGAGAACUAGAUUCUAUGUUGCCUGGGGAUUUGAUGAAAAUAUAAGAUUAUUGUCAGAUGGCUUCAAAGUCAUAAGUGUGGCAUCCUCAGUCAGCAGGAUAUUCAGUGGAGUGUAUAAUGAAGCAACAAAUGAGAUCGUAACUGGAGGAGUUGGAAAUGUCACGUGCUGGAGCUUUAGAUAUGGCGCAAAGUUUUUACUUCAGCGCAAAGUUCUGUUGGAAGGUAUGCCACCGGCUAGUACUAUAUCAUUGCUAUGUCUGGAGGACACUCCCAGCAGAUCUCAGAGAUGCUUUGCAGUGUAUCAUAAUAAUGUAAUUAUUUACAACCUUCUGAAUGGAUCUUGUGUGGGUCAUCUGAAAGAGCUGCACCCUAGAGAGAUCACUGCUGUACUGUUCUUCAAUCCACUCAAGUACCUUAUUACAGGAGCAAAAGAUGGCUCCAUUAAAGUCUGGGAUGACAGAGGCAACAUCAAGAUCAUCUUUGUCGGCCAUUUAAAGUCAGUCGACACAUUGGCGGUAUACCCGUUUGGUACUUACAUCAUGUCAGGUUCAAGUGACUGUACCAUCAGAGUCUGGAGUUUGGAUACAGCUGAUGAAGUCGAUAGAAUAGACACUAAGGAAGCAGUCAUGGGACUCGGGACUAUUGCAGGAAAGAGUGACUUGUACUCAUUUGGACGGAGGUCUAUUGAGUUGUGGAGGAUCGAGCACAUCCAUAGUGUCUUUGCAACUGUAGGAAGUAAAAUCAAAUCCAUCAAGCCCACGACACAUCCCAGAAUGCCGUUAAGACUGGUGUGCACGUGUAGUGACGCCACAGUACGCCUGUUGUCUCCAGGCUCCGGAGAGUGUAUCACCACAAUGCUGUUACCAAGCAUGAGUAUCAUUGCUGAUGUGGCUUACGCUGCUGCUGAAAAUCUACUAUUUACCUUGCUCUCAUGUGGUAAAAUCUUAAAGGCAUCCACUAGGACUAAUCCGUGCAAGAAAAUUCAAGAGUGGGACACAAAGACCAAUCCAGAUGCACCGAGUUCGUGUACUUGUCUUUGUCUUUAUGAAUAUGUCGUUGAGGACGAGCUUGAAGGCGAUUCGUGGGGAGACCUGGUCACCAACCUGAAAACCAAGAAAAGAGCAGAGGAACUUGAGAAUCAAGGACAGAGUGUUAAUGCUUAUGACCGAACCCUGCUGCUCGGUGGCUGUGUCAAUGGUCUGAUUGUCGUGUUUGACUGGCAGAACGAAAAGACCCCCGGCAAAGUGUCCUUUCAAAUUGAGGCGCACAGAGACGAGGUGAUAACCAUGGUAGCUAAUCCAGUAGUUGAUCAAGUCGUAUCUGCUGGUCUGGACCGCGUGAUCAAGAUUUGGCGCCUUUUCCCGUUCGCUCAGGAAGCCCUGGCCCCUCUGAUGAUGUUGUACUGCCAUGAGACGCCCAGGCUCCUGUCCGUGGCACACCACAAACUGUGCGCCGCAUUCCACGAGCCAUCCACAGCUUCAUAUAACAUUGUGGUGUUCAAAACCACUCAAAAAAAACGGUUUGAUCAUAGCAGUGAUUCUGAUCACAUGGAUGACGUCACGGGAUUGACCAGCUGCUCCAAGAUGAGGCUGUUUGCGUCAUGCAGUGCUGAUGGCUCCGUGAGAAUCUGGGACGAGGCCAAUAGACUCUUGCGUGUCAUCAAACUGAAUGCCACUCCCACCAGCAUUUGUUUCUGUAGUCAGAAAGGUGACCUGAUUGUGGGCAUUGGCAAACAUCUUCACAAAAUCAACUACGCUUCUUACAUGCCACAAUCGUACAUUUUCCGAAUGGUGGCGAUGGAUUUCCGAAGGGUUGUUUCCGAGGCACCGAUGGAUAUCGAUGCAGACGUAAGAGGCGGUCUAACACCCGAAGAAUGUGCGCGGCUGACUCGAGUCAAGUCGUCGCUCGAUAAGUACAGUGGAUUUCAAGACACGCUUCCACAAGACGAAAUGGAUGAAAAGAUUCAAGAAGAGGAGAGGAGAAGUCUGGCUUUCGCAAAGAUUCAGGACCGUGAAAAUGAGCUUAGAAAACUUCGCGACGGAACUUACGAAUUCACCAGGAAACGACAUAACAUUGACACGGAGACAGUUCGCGGCGAAGCGUUUGAAAGAUACUUGGAAAUAUUUUACAAGCGGCCGCACUUCGAUCUUCCAGACGACACCUUGGACGACGACGAAGGUUAUGGUUACGAAGAAGACGGAGAAGAACCGUACUCGCCUGAUAGAGGCCAGGGGUUUUUCUCGAUAAGCAGACAGUCUACUAGAUCAAAGAAAAGCCAGUCAUCCCCUGAGAAACCUCCAAAACCCGAGAUCAUGAGCUUGUCAAUGUCGGAGUUUGAACCGAUAAAAUUGCAGGAAGACAGUCAAGAGACUCCUGUACUUCCUUCCACGAAGGAACUCGACGAAAUAUCGCGAUCUGAACGCCCUUUCACCAUGGAAACAGAAAGCGAGAUCUUCUCGCACGGAGAGACAAGUUCCAGGGUCUCUCGUUCGGCCCCCAGUCACAAACGGGAUUUCCGAAGUCAUCCGAUAGAACCACCGCUCGUGAAUCGGGACCGCGAUCGAUACGUCGUCGAUGUGCCGAAGUCUAAACGGUAUCCUUCGCCGAGCCAAUCUGUUCAACUGGUAUCGCAGAGACUUUCGCGAAUGGCUUCACAUAAAGCGGAGGUUGAAGACGAGGAGAUGUUCGUUAUCGCGCCUGAUGGCUUCAUUCCGAACUCCGUCGUUGUGGCCAUGUUUAAGGAUUUAAGAGAGGAGGGUAAAGAGGAGGCUGAACCGUGGAAACCGCCGCAGUUGACUGCAGAGCAACUGGCUGAAUUGGAGAGCAGGAAGAAGAAAACUGCCAAAUCUCCUGAAAGUCCAAAAGCCAAGAAGGGGAAAGGAAAGUCUAAGUUUGCGGAUCAACUUCAACUUGCUUUACGAGACGUUCCCUCACCUGAGCCUAUCGAUGAGACCGAGCUCUUCAAAUCCCCCACACCGACGCCACCCCCGUCGCCUCCCCCGGAAGUGGAGCCGUCACCUACCCGGAUACCCUCCCCAAAGAAGGAGGUAAAACCACUUCGUCCGAUUGAGAAGUUGGUAACAAGACCCAAGCCUCCUACGCCAGAACCAACGCCUCCUCCCCCCAAGGAGCCGACUCCUACCCCAACACCUCCUCCCCCUCCGACGCCGUUACCAUCGUUCAUCAGUCAGUUCAAGGGGACACUGUGGUUUGAAAAGUUCUUUCCGGACGCGAACUCAGAGUCGUUCCCCAAACCUUGGACGGCAGAAAGCUUCGUAGAACUAUUGCUAAGCUUGAUUCAGAAGACAACUGACCAUGAACUGAAGACGCAGAUCUGUGCUGCCAUCAUGUUGUUGCAUCGCCAAGAAGGUUUAAACCGAGAUACAGCCGAAAAGGUCAAUCGCACCAUGAUAGCAGAACUGAAUAUCCCGGAUCACCCUACUGCGCAUGGCUCGUCUGAGGCCAAACAGUUUUUACGUGUGGCUCUGCAGCUGUCGCAUACUAUGAAGGUCUACGAAGUGUCUUUUGUAGCUGAGCUUAUGGCGCAGUUUAUUGAUGGUGAUGAAGAAAUCAGGAAGUUUGUCCGAGAAAUGUUAGCCUCAAUUGGAGUACCAGACACUGCCAGCUACUUUGCUAAAGAACUGGACUUGCUUGAUACUACGGGUAUUCCUGAUAACAGAAGAAAGGCCCGUGUAAAGGACUUGUGUGUUCAGUGGCUCAACAAGUGGCUUGCACAGUUCAGACAACACAUCCGAUCCCUAGCAGGCAAGAUCAGCCGCGCUCAGGCCGGCAGUGUGGUCAAAGGAACAAAGACGCCUAAGACACCCAGCUCUAUCAAGGGAAUCUUGAAAACCGAUAGAGGAAGCUCACAGCAGAGGACAGCAUCCGAGAUGUCUAAACCAACGAGCAUCUCAUUUGACGUGGAGGCGCUUGGGGGCAGAGCCGCUGACACCGCUAUGCCCUCAGAAGCGAUCAACUACUUUUGUGAGAUCAGAAUGGAGGAGGAACUGGAGCGAGCACGCACGCGCACACGUGAGGAGACACCUGUGCAGGCACAGGAUAACUCGAGAAACACUGUCCUUGUUUUGCCGAAAAUACACAGCAAACGGAGUCUCGCGCGCCUGGGAGAAACACACUGCAGUCACUGUCAUCCAGAAAGAGAGACGUCUCUUGCAUUGGCGUUUCCCCUGCCUACAAUCUACCAAACUCGCCGCCGUUUCGUGUUGAACAACAUGGUGCUUCAUCUUAAAACCUUGACACUGAACCCGUUUCAAGAUAAAGAUGAUUUGGCUGUGUACGAGCCGUUUCAACAUUCCCAGUUGCUGACACUGCGAUCGUCACAGAAAUAUUUCUUCCCUGGCCAGUCGUACGUUGAACAAGACAGUCAGAGCUUAGCCGAGCAGAUAAGGAAAGUCUUGUUAUAGUAGAAAACAAAGACCAGUCACUCCUGAAAUUCUCCUGUAGCCUUGGACCUCCGACUCCGCGAGGGCUACAAGGUCAACCAUGGUUGCGCAGUAACACCAUAACACAAGGGAGGACGAUCUAUGUUUAGAUCAUCUUGGUUGCUAUCCAGCCUUGGAUUUGAUACAAAUUUCUUUAUUUUUUUUAUUCCCAACUGACUUAGUUUUGUGUCAGGAAAAAAUUGUAGUUUUCCAAUCCACAAAAGUCGUCUAUAUUUAAUUGACAAUGUACAACUGUCUGGGACACACCAUUGACUGUCCAUGGUUAUUUUGUCUACAUUUAAAUUUGAAAGUCCCUUACUCCUUGGCCUAGGAAAAAAGUAUUAUAUUUUUCAGUUCUAUAAUAGGCUAUCGGUGAACCUGUUUCAUUUGUAAAUAUUCCGAGGGAUUAUGUAUUAAGGCAUUCUUUUUAAUGUACAGAAAAUUUCCAGAGAGUGUUAGAGUAUAUUUUAAUACAUAGACACACGAAAGAGAACAGAGGAAAAAAAUAAUGGUCACUUGAUUAGUGCAUUUGAUGCGUUAAGCGUAAUUAAGAAUUUAAAUUAUUGCCCAAA
Messenger RNA from Orbicella faveolata, 5629 nucleotides. RefSeq lists its product as uncharacterized. Gene Ontology annotation, molecular function: protein binding. NCBI's taxonomy places the organism in Eukaryota, Metazoa, Cnidaria, Anthozoa, Scleractinia, Merulinidae. The record is from RefSeq and is a predicted model, not a curated record.